Messenger RNA from Prionailurus viverrinus (fishing cat), 1275 nucleotides. It is a transcript of the gene CNPY1, whose product is annotated as canopy FGF signaling regulator 1. Bases 1 to 462 code for a protein of 153 amino acids. Gene Ontology annotation, cellular component: endoplasmic reticulum. NCBI's taxonomy places the organism in Eukaryota, Metazoa, Chordata, Mammalia, Carnivora, Felidae. The record is from RefSeq and is a predicted model, not a curated record. The transcript has 4 exons.
AUGGACGAGGUGGAGUAUGACGUCACCAAGGCUCGGCAGAAGACGACCAAGGUGGGCUCCUUCCGAAUAAAUCCUGACGGGACGCAGGAGAGGAGAAAGACCCCCCUAGCCCACUCGGAGGUUUUCCUAACAGACCUGUUGGACCAAGUGUGCGAGCGGAUGAACCACUACCAGCUGGAAGAAGAUUCCGUGACUCGGCAGAAGAAGUUUAAGAGAUUUGCUCCAAGGAAAGGAGACAGAAUAUACAAAGAAUUUAAAAAAUUCCAUUUUUAUUCUGAUGCUUACAGACCUUUGAAAUUCGCGUGCGAAGCUAUUAUAGAGGAGCAUGAAGACAAGAUAUUCUCACUUAUCGCCCAGGAGGCACACGACCUCGCUGACAAGCUGUGCAGUGAGAAAGCAGAUCUCUGUGGAGCCUCUGCUAACCUCGAGGAGCUCCUGGAUGGCACCUCUACCGGUUACUGAGGAGGAAAGUCACAGCCCACAGGUCAACGUCCGUGUUCCUAUCUUCACGUUUCGUCACGAAAACAAAGUUCACGUGUCUCGUUUAUAUGGUGUUGUCGCACGUAUGACAUUGUGUUGAAAAUCUGUUGUUUGGUGUCGCGACAGACCCGAUUCUUUGGAUAGGGGAAGUUGAGGACUGCAUAAAACAAAUUACCCUUGUGGAUUCGGAUACAGACAGGGUCAGGAGUGAAGCGUUUAAGUGCCCAGGAAGAAAAAAACGGAAGGCAUUUCAUAAAUGAAAUCAGGAUUUGAUAACAUACACAAUAUCUUAUGCGCGUCUACAACUAUAAUGUUCUAGUUGAUGAGAAAGAGCAUGAUUUGAGUUCUUAAAUGCUUGAUUGGUCACGAAGGUAAGAAAAUAUAUUGCCACAAAUUCCAGAUUAUGUCUUCUGGGUUCUAUACGGUGAUCGAUUAAAGACACAAACUUUCUUUCCAUCAGGAAGGAGAUACGAAGUUCCAGAAACCUUCAGUUUAAAAACGUAUUCAUCUCUAAAAUGUAACGGAACGUGUGAAAAAAUAACGCUUUUCUCGCAAGCAAUAUGGUGGCCUUUCUUCCGCAUACCUUGUUAAUCCAGAUGAGUCAGAAAGUCACUGUACUGUUAUCUUGUGUGUUCUUCAAAGAUGGCACCAGUGACCGCGUUUUGUUUUGCCGCAAACUCUGUUGUGCGUGUGCGUCUCUGAAAAGACUUCCAGCUAACGCUUAGUGUGUGUAUUUUACCGCUAACUAAUCUAUUGUCCUCCCAUUUGGGUGUGUUUGUAGGUGUGGAGACAGAG